Molecule: messenger RNA, 1431 nt
Organism: Glarea lozoyensis ATCC 20868
Lineage: Eukaryota; Fungi; Ascomycota; Leotiomycetes; Helotiales; Helotiaceae
Product: Phospholipase D/nuclease
Exons: 4
Coding region: 1-1431 (476 amino acids)
Biological process (GO): cardiolipin biosynthetic process
Cellular component (GO): mitochondrion
Molecular function (GO): CDP-diacylglycerol-glycerol-3-phosphate 3-phosphatidyltransferase activity
Source: RefSeq, a predicted model, not a curated record
AUGCUCGGGGCCUUUACGAAUGAGUUGGACAAGAUAGCACCGAAGUUUGAAAUAGACGGGUCAAAGAUAAAGAUCUUGCGCACGCCAUCUGAGUUCUACGAAACAUUGAAGACCAAGAUACUUGCUGCAGAGGAUCGAAUAUUUUUGUCUACGCUGUACAUAGGAAAAACUGAACAUGAACUCAUUACUACUAUUCAGCAAGCGCUCAGAGCCAAACCCAAUUUAAAAUUGAGUAUCUUAACAGAUGCUUUGAGAGGGACGAGAGAAUCUCCAGAGGCAUCAUGUGCCUCAUUACUUGCGCCUUUGGUCACCGAGUUCGGGGCGGAGAGGAUUGAAAUACGGAUGUAUCAUACUCCUAACUUGACGGGAUUGAGGAAAAAGUACAUCCCAAAGAGGUUCAAUGAGGGAUGGGGCUUGCAACAUAUGAAACUCUAUGGAGUGGAUGAUGAAUUAAUAAUCUCUGGGGCAAACCUGUCAAAUGACUACUUUACCAAUCGACAGGACCGGUAUCACGUAUUUUCAUCAAAAGAAAUAACCGGAUACUUUUCAGAAGUACAUAACACAAUAUCCCGGCUAAGCUUCCUCGUCACCCCUUCUCAACAAGAGCCAGCAGGUUAUACCCUCGAUUGGCCAACCGCAAAUCUAGCCCCAUCACCCCUAGAAGAUGCCUCCAAAUACAAGGCUCUUUCGACCUCAAUCCUCAGCCAUAUAAUCCUUCCCUCCGCCACUUCCGCCACCACAACCCCCUCAAAAAACACCACAAUCUACCUCCUAACCCAGUUCACCCAACUCCUCAAACCCGACACCUCAACCGAGCUCCCCCUGAUCACAACCCUUCUCUCUACCCUCUCCGCCCCCCUUUACAGAUCAUCAUCCUGGACCUUCACAGCCGGCUACUUCAACCCAGACCCCACGCUUCAAACCCUCCUCCUCUCCACCACCUCCCAAAACAAUACCAUCAUAACCGCCUCCCCAGAAGCAAACGGCUUCUUCAACUCCCCCGGGAUAUCAGGCCUCCUCCCAUCCGCCUACACGCUCCUCUCGCGGCGUUUCCUCACUCUCUCCAACGCCCGACCCUCCCCCUCCAUAACCCUCAAAGAGUGGCGGCGCGGCACGGUCAACCUGCCCGGGGGCUGGACGUACCACGCGAAAGGCCUGUGGAUAAGUCUGAAUGGGGAGAAAGCGCCGAGUAUAAGUAUAGUGGGGAGCAGCAACUAUACGAAGAGGAGUUAUGGGUUAGAUCUUGAGGUGGGCGCGUGUAUUGUGACGAGUGAUGAGGGGUUGAAGGGACGGUUGGCGGAGGAGAGGGAUGGGUUGCAGGAGUUUGCGAGGGUGGUUGGGGAGGAGGAGUUUUUGAGGACGGAGAGGCGGGUGGGGUUGCAUGUUAGGGUUGCGAUGUGGAUUGUUAAGGUUGUUGGGGGGGCUUUGUAG